AUUCGUUGUUUCGUUGCUGUUGGAAUAAAACCUCUCACUAAUUUGCCAUAAGGAUUAAUGAAAAUUGAACUUCCUCCUAUUAAUGGAAAAUGUUUUUAUACUACCUUUUUUAUAUAUUUUGUAAAAUACUAUGGAUUACGUGUAUGAAUAUUCAAUCAGAGUGUACAUGGAGGUAUGUAAUCAAUUAGUUAAAAGACAGAUAGAUAGAUAGACAGAUAGGUAACAGCUAUACAUUUGUAUCUCACUAAGUAAUCUUUAUCUUGUCUUUUUAAUAUAAAGUUAUAGAUAAAAUUAACAAUUUUUGACAUUAAUUGAAAAUAGAGGAAAAAGGGAGAUAAAUCUUUAAGAAUAAUGUUUUUCUUAUAUUUGCUUGCUCUUUAAAUAAGUGUUUACAUAUAAAGAGAGAUUUAAGAAAGAGAGAGAGAGAGAGAGAGAGAGAGAGAGAGAGAGAGAGAGAGAGAGAGAGAGGGAAAACCCAAUUUUACUGACAAAUAGUUUUUAGCUUUUCAAUGUAUCCUCAUUGUAAAUUAUCGUCUUUAUACUUUUCUUCCGACUUAGGAUACUUAAUUAGUUAGGAUAAAAGAGACAAAAACCUUAUAUAAUAGGAAUUCUAUUUAUAUAAAUAAUAAGACUUAUAUAAAAAGUUAAGAAAUUGCAAUUUCUGUUUCUAUUCUUAUAAUAUAUUGCCUGAGUUGACUAUACAUAAUUUAACUUUGAUUAAAUGGCGGUUUAUAUAAAAACGGCAAACAUUUAAGUAUUUAUUAUUAGGCUUAACAAACAUUUGUAUAAAUCUAGCGCUUUAAUCCUCUUCUUUAUCCUUUGAAAGACUUGUUAAAAUUGAAGUUCUGGUUGAAAGUAUUUUUUUUAUAACGAAAAAUUGUAUGGAGAAAGUAACAAUUUAUUACGUUAUUUAUAAGUGAUAGCCUUCGGGCCUAGGAAUAAUAAAAUCUUUUAAAUCUUUCAUUAAUAUUCUUAUGAAAAGCUUAUAGGUUUUUCCUUCUCAACUUUAGAAAGUCUUUUUAGAAAAAUUUCUAACAAUUAAUCACUUUAUUUCUUCUUCUUUUUUUUUAAUAGAACAUCCAUGUCAGCUAAUAUGCCAGAAAUACAAGAAAUAACAACCUAUUCACACUGCAAAAUUGGUUCAAUAUACUGGAAUAAUCCAAGAAAUACAACGUUAAAAUUGACAUUUCAAAUUCGCCGUGGAAAUUAUAAAACAUGUAUCGAAUUGAAUCCGAACUACCUUCGAAAGAUGUUCAUAGAAUAUUCAGAUGAUAAAGUUCAACGAUUUAAAAAUCGUAUAAAAUGUUUUAAAGAUGGAGAUAACCAUCGAUCAUUGAUAUAUUUUUAUCCAAAUGCUGUUUUGUCACCUUCAGUUAUUCAUAUAAAAUUUCGAAGAUAUUAAAAUAACAGUCUAUUUUUGACUUUCUAACUUUUACUUUUUUUUUUAAAUAUAACCACACAAUUCUUAUCUUUUUUACCAAAAAGAAGUUUACCUUAAAUGAAUGAGUAACAUGUGAAGAAAAACAAGAAGCUACUUAAGAAAAACCAAGAAAAUUGUAUUUUAUUAAAAAGAUAAUAGUAUUGUUAAUAAAACAUAUGUCAAUAAAUUUAUAUUUGGUAUCUUUGAAAACGACAUCUAGAGGGUAAAUCAUGAAUGAAAAGUAUAAUAAAAAAAAGAAAUAUCAUAAGAAGUGUAAAUAAUAAUUCUUUGCUGCUUACUUUAAUCGACGAUAUUUCUUUUACUGCUCUAGUAGAAUGGGAAAUUCGCAAAGAGUACUAGGUUUACCCUUUUUAUUGCGAAACCUCUACCGGUUUGAAAUGUUAUGGUUUUUUUUCUUUUCUUUUUCCAAUUGAGUAAUAACCGUGUUUACUUUUUGGUUCUUCGAUACCUGUUUUAUAGAUAUAUACAAAUCAAUCUUUAAUAAAUUGUUGAUUAACCAUCAGCCUAAGUUCUAAUUUAUUUUAAAUUAUUUAAAAGAUGAUAAAGCCAUCUAAAAUUAUAUACAAUAAAGAACCGUUACCCUCGAAUGUUUGAGCAGAAAUUAUUUAUAUAAACGGGAAGGUUGAAGAUAUCGGUUGUCAUAGGGAAAAUAGUAAAUUGACCGAAUCGCAUAAUUUUUUGUCAUCAAAGAGAAGUUUCUUGGUGAAAGCAGGGUAUUUUUUCGUUAAUGUUAUAACUGAACUAUAUUUAGCCGGUUGGAUUAGAUAUUUAACUGCUAUCAAAGACGUCACGGAAUUUCCACACGAAGAGUAUAAAUACGGUUAAUAAUUCAAGUUGAUCUCAAAACCAAAUUUACUAUCAAACAGAGAGGGUUAUAUAACCGACCAUUAACAAACUGUUUUAGACAUAUUAAUUUAUCUCAGAAUUAUGAAUAUGAUUUUUCAAUUAUUGUCUUUUCUUCUAUUUCUUCAACAAGUUCUUCUUGUUCCUAUUGGAAAUAGUUCAGAUUGUCUUGAUCCGCCUAAUUUAAAAGGAAAACUCAUUCAAUAUCGUCUAGAAAAUGAACCCUAUCCCACUACACACAGUGAAAGACAUUCGGCUAAUUUUGGCAAUCUCUUGAAGGAUAUUGGCGAAAAUUCUACUUGUCCUGCCUCUCUUAACGAAUUAAUUGAAACGCUACGAAUUAAGAAAGCUUUAUACAAAUCUUUAGGAAGUAAUAAUUUCGAUACAAAAGUUUCAACCUGCCCAACUUAUCCCGCAGUUAGUUUUAAUAAGAAUCGAUAUCCAAAGGCAAUUAAGCAAGUUAUGUGCCGUUGUACAUCUUCCGAAGGAAGUGGGUGUCUUAGAAAGAACGGGAGAACCAAUUUAAGAUUCGAGUGCGUACCUGUAGUUGCAAAAAUAUUGGUUCUAAAUAAGAUAGGCUGUAAAGGUCAUUACGCUGAAUACGUUCCGGAAUGGGAAGAACAAAGAAUCGGAUGUAGCUGUCGUGCCUCCUCACUCUUUGCUUAUAUAGGAAACAACUAAAGGUAAAAAGUCAAAAUGAAGAAAUAUUGUUUUAAUAUUUCUAGUCUUGUCAUAUACAGUAUAUAUUAAUAUUUAUGAAUAUUUAUGAUUUAUAUGUUACUCUCUCGUAAAAUGCUAUAUUUUAUUGUUAUAAUGAAUACAACUAUAAACAAAAUGUGAU
Dimorphilus gyrociliatus is the source of this 3125-nucleotide messenger RNA. Lineage: Eukaryota; Metazoa; Annelida; Polychaeta; Dinophilidae. The record is from the annotation of a GenBank genome assembly.